Jatropha curcas is the source of this 1025-nucleotide messenger RNA. The record is from RefSeq and is a predicted model, not a curated record. Lineage: Eukaryota; Viridiplantae; Streptophyta; Magnoliopsida; Malpighiales; Euphorbiaceae.
GACAGAUCAAACUGUCGUUCUCCCUAUCUAUUCGCCCCUCUUAUAUGCUCUUUUUGCAGCUUCUGGUCUUUGGUUUCCACUUUCCAGAUUAAGCAGACGAGGAGGAAUAAUGGCUUUGGAGGUGAAAGCACUACCGUUCACGUUUGUUACACACGCGCUUGCAGUUGCAGGUGCAAUUUUGGUAUUGGUUUGGUGCAUAUAUUUCAGGGGCGGCCUAGCUUGGGAAGCUUCUAACAAAAGUCUCAUCUUCAAUGUAAGUGUCUCUGUUGUUCUUCUUAAUUUGGUCUGUGCUAUCUAUCCUGCAGCCAUUAUAAGUUAUAAAUCUCUUCCUUUCAAGAAACAAGAGAAGAAACUGAUACAUCUGGUUCUCCACGCCGUUGCCCUAAUACUGGGUAUUAUUGGCAUCUACACUGCUUUCAAAUUUCACAAUGAGAGUAGCAUUGCCAACCUUUACAGUUUGCAUUCUUGGCUUGGGAUCACAAUCAUUUCCCUUUAUGGCAUUCAGUGGAUAUAUGGGUUCAUUAUAUUCUUCUACCCUGGAGGAUCGACUGGACUUAGAAGCGAAUCUCUACCAUGGCAUGUGGUUUUUGGGGUGUUGGUGUAUAUAUUAGCAGUUGCAAAUGCAGCAAUCGGUUUCUUGGAGAAGCUGACAUUCCUUGAGAGCUCCGGACUUGCUAAAUAUGGAUCGGAGGCUUUGCUUGUCAACUUCACUGCUGUGCUCACAAUAUUUUAUGGGGCCUUUGUCAUUUUCACAGUUCUUGGUCAGGGUCCGCCCGCGGAAGAGGAUCAUAGCUACACGGCUAUAUAAUGUGUAUUUUAGUAGAAACAUAACUAGGAUCGAUGUCUAUUAAUCCUUAAUUAGCAUUUGUAGCUAGAUCUAUUAAAAUGGCUGUUUCUGAUUAAUUAAAAUCAUGUAUAUCAUAUGUUGUACUUCAUCAUAUGGACUUCAUUUUAUCAUGCGAAUGACUGUAUUUAUUUUAUUCAAAUAGCGAGUUUUUAAUAAAUAAAUUAGUCUUCCUAAGAAA